Messenger RNA from Saccharomyces kudriavzevii IFO 1802, 1419 nucleotides. RefSeq names its product B-type cyclin CLB1 (gene CLB1). The transcript has a single exon. Gene Ontology annotation, molecular function: cyclin-dependent protein serine/threonine kinase regulator activity. Bases 1 to 1419 code for a protein of 472 amino acids. Gene Ontology annotation, biological process: regulation of cyclin-dependent protein serine/threonine kinase activity; G2/M transition of mitotic cell cycle. The record is from RefSeq and is a predicted model, not a curated record. NCBI's taxonomy places the organism in Eukaryota, Fungi, Ascomycota, Saccharomycetes, Saccharomycetales, Saccharomycetaceae. Gene Ontology annotation, cellular component: cytoplasm; nucleus; cyclin-dependent protein kinase holoenzyme complex.
AUGUCAACGUCCCUUUUAGUAGAAAAUAGCAGAAGCAUUAAUGCUAACGAUGAAAAUAGUAUGAAGGAAACUCAAUGCAUUGUACAAAAGAGAAAUGUUCCAAGAACAAUUCUCGGUAAUGUCACAAAUAAUGCAAAUAUCUUACAAGAGCUCUCGAUGAAUAAGAAAAUGGGAAUGAAAAGUUUCUCAAAACUAAGCUCUUUUUUUCCUUCGAAGGAUGAAGUCUCGAGACACCAUGAUUUCACCUCCUCUAUCAAUGAGAGUACGCAGGAAUCAAAACAAGAGGUGUUAAACAAUAAAGAAAAUAUUCCCGAAUAUGGAUGCGCAGAGCAACAACAGCAACAACAUUAUUCAAAUGGCAAUUCCGCAGAUACCAAUUCUCUGGCGUUGAACGGUAAUAUGUUAGCAUACUCUGAGAAUAAAUCAUUUUCCACAAAAGUGGAAUGGCAGAAAAGGAUCAUAAAGGAUGACUCAAAAAAAAAAAGGCCAAUAUCGACUCUUGUUGAGCAAGACGAGCAAAAAAAGUUCAAACUACAUGAUUUUACUGCGGAAGAAGAGAUUCUUGAGGAAUAUGAAUGGGAUGAUUUGGAUGAAGAAGAUUGUGAUGAUCCUUUAAUGGUGAGCGAAGAAGUCGAUGAUAUUUUUGAAUAUCUGCAUCACUUAGAAAUAACCACAUUGCCAAAUAGGUCCGAUCUUUAUAAACAUAGGAACAUAAAACAAAACAGGGAUAUCCUCGUGAAUUGGAUAAUUAAAAUCCAUAAUAAGUUUGGACUCCUGCCGGAAACUUUGUAUUUGGCUAUAAACAUAAUGGAUAGAUUCCUUUGUGAAGAGAUAGUUCAAUUGAAUAGGUUGCAACUGGUUGGGACAUCAUGUUUGUUUAUCGCUUCUAAAUAUGAAGAGAUUUACUCUCCUAGCAUAAAACAUUUCGCAUACGAAACAGAUGGCGCCUGCUCUGUGGAAGAAAUCAAAGAAGGCGAAAAAUUUAUAUUAGAGAAACUCGAUUUCCACAUUAGUUUCGCCAAUCCAAUGAAUUUUUUGAGAAGAAUAUCAAAAGCGGAUGACUAUGAUAUUCAAUCCAGAACAUUAGCGAAAUUCCUGAUGGAAAUUUCUAUUGUAGAUUUCAAGUUCAUUGGAAUAUUACCGUCAUUAUGCGCAUCGGCAGCAAUGUUCCUCUCGAGGAAAAUGCUGGGUAAAGGAAACUGGGAUGGUAAUUUGAUUCACUACAGUGGCGGUUAUACAAAGGCAAAACUAUAUCCCGUGUGCCAGUUAUUGAUGGAUUACCUUGUGGGACCCAUCAUUCAUGACGAGUUCCUAAAAAAAUAUCAAUCGAGAAGAUUUUUAAAAGCUUCUAUAAUUUCCAUCGAAUGGGCUUUGAAAGUAAGAAAAAAUGGUUACGAUAUAAUGACUCUGCAUGAGUGA